UUGAUUGUGUUGAUGCACUCUCCUCCCCCCCCAGCGCCGCUGUGACCCUUGGCCUUGACCCUUGAACCUGGCAAAAGCUUCCAGACCUGCGCCAACCACUCAUUCAGUGAUAUUCAUUCAUCCACUUCAUUCCCCUGCUAGCUACACUAAAAAGUCUCUCAACGACUCCCUCCUACAUACACUGACUUGGGCCUGAUAAAACCGUCGUUGCUUGCUUGCAACCUUCUUGGACGCACACACUUCUUGCGGCUGCAACGUCCCCGAUUCACACUUCCCCGGCCACCGCGCCUUCUUCCCUCCCACCCUCACCCUCUUCAACCCUACCAAUCCCAUCAACACUACUACUACUUACGCUGCUACUCCUGCUUACUUAGUCUUCUCCUCUACCCCUUGUUCCACCACUUAUUCCCUCAUUCGCUCGCUCGUUUGUUUGCUCCUUCUUCCCUCCUCUCCUCCGACAUACCCUCCAAACAGCCUCCGCCUCCACGCCUCCGGUAGGCUCUCUUCAACAUCUCAACCCUCCCGCUUGCGUCUGCCAUCGCCGCUGCCUGCCUGUCUCUGGCCUCCCCUCGCACCCGCUAUGCUCUCCUUCAAAAAGGCCCUCGUGGCCUCGCUCGCCGUCCUGACCCUCUUCUUCCUGUUCAAGUCCCACCACUCGGGCAACUCGCCCGCCCCCAUUCGCAAUGCCAACGAUAUGCCAAAACCUGCCAUGCUCCAGCCGAAGCCCGAUCCACCAAAGCCCACGCCCACCCCCGAAGCCGCAAACGAUGCAUUCAACACGGUCGACGUGCCCAAGAAGCCCAAGACCCAAAUCAGCCUCGAAGAGCUGCACAAGAAGCCCUUGAAGCAGCAGCUCGAGUACCAGUUUCCCUACGACAUCGACUCCAAAUUUCCCGCCUACAUUUGGCAGACGUGGAAGUACACUCCAGCUCAGGGCGAGUUCAAGGAGGAGUUCCGUGAGGCAGAGGCCAGCUGGUCCAUUCACCACCCCACCUUUGUCCACGAGGUCAUUACCGACAACGUCGCCGUCUACCUGAUCCGUCAUCUCUAUGCUUCGGUGCCCCAGGUCCUCGAGGCUUACAAUGCUCUUCCGCUCCCCGUCCUCAAGGCAGACUUCUUCCGCUACCUGAUUCUUCUCGCCCGCGGUGGAAUUUACUCCGACAUUGAUACAUCUGCUCUCAAGAGUGCCGCUGAUUGGAUUCCUUCCGAUGUUCCCAGCAGCUCCUACGGAAUGGUUAUCGGAAUUGAGGCAGACCCCGACCGUCCCGACUGGGCCGAUUGGUACUCGCGCCGCAUUCAGUUUUGCCAGUGGACCAUUCAAGCCAAGCCUGGCCACCCGGUCCUUGUAGACGUGGUUGCAAACAUCACCCAAGAGACGCUCAAACGCCGCGACCAGAACAAGCUUACCAAAGACCACAAGGGCAUAAUCGAGUUUACUGGCCCAGCCCUGUGGACAGAUAGCUUCUUCUCCUUCUUCAACAACCCCGAUUAUUUCGACAUGUCUACCAGCAAAGGAAACAUCACCUGGGAACACUUCUCGGGCAUGAAGACACCCAAGAAAGUUGGAGACGUCAUCAUCCUGCCCAUCACGAGCUUCAGUCCCGGAAUCAAGCAAAUGGGCGCGGGCGAGGCGGAUGACCCCAUGGCUUUUGUGAAACACAACUUUGAAGGAACAUGGAAACCCGAAAACGAACGCCACAUCGGGGAGAUCUUCAACUAA
Molecule: messenger RNA, 1720 nt
Organism: Periconia digitata
Lineage: Eukaryota; Fungi; Ascomycota; Dothideomycetes; Pleosporales; Periconiaceae
Source: the annotation of a GenBank genome assembly